CUCAAACAAAGGGUGGAAGGAGCGGUGGUGCUAUGUCAAGCUAGACCAGAGUCCAUUCGCGAGGGAGUUGCGAAACCGAUUCAGGCGACAUGAGAAGGUGAUGAACGCCGCCCUCGAGAAAGAUGGCCUUAUACUCGCCAAGAUCCCGGAGGGGAGUAAUAAGAACGUGGCGAUCAAGGAGUGCACCCUCGAGAAGGAUUUGCCUGCUCUCGGGUUCUGACGGUACCGUUUUCCGGAGGAAACAGAUGAAAAGUACCCAAUCUUGGAUAGGGCCUUCGGGGGAGCGGGAGGUAAUAACCGAGGGCUUUGCAUUUUGUACUUAGGAUUUUUUGGUUGUGUUUUCUUUUGUAUUUCCGACCCCUCGGUCUUAAAUUUUUCCUUGUUAUGUUGCAGGUGCAAAUAUGAAUGCGGAUGCCCUCUUUUCUAUGAAGAAGAAGAAGAGCCAGGCCCAGCCUAAGAAGAAGCCCUCGGGCCAAAAGCCCGUAGAGGCUUUUUUCCAGAAGGAUGUGGAGCCUUCUGCUGCUUCCGCUGCCGCUGCCGCCGAAGGAGUCAGGGAACCCCCGACCGAUGUGGCCACGAAGAAGAAGAAGGCCGGGAAAGGGGAAAGCCCUCCGACCAAGAAGCAGAAGAAUGUUGGGGACGUCGCUGAGAAGGCGGCCCCCAUAGUGAUCAUCGAGGAGCAAUCAUCCUCUGAGUCCCCGGUCGCUGGUGUGCUGACGGCUCCUUCCGACCUCCCUAGGGAGAGCUUGCAGAUUCCCCUCAUCAAGGGGACCGCCGUGAUGCACAACACGAUUGAGCCGAGGGCUUUCUUGGGAAGCAUAACCUCGCCCCUGGACAGGAGGGCCCUCGAGACAUAUGACGACGAGGCCCUUGAGAAUAAGAUCCUCCGGUCUUCGCUCACUGCUUGCAUAGCCCUCGGUGAGCAAGCGCGGAGGUUGGAGGCAUGGCGCCUUCAUAAGGCCGAACAGGAGGAGACCCGGAAGAAACUCAUUCACGAUAAAGAUGCCUCCCUUCGGGAGACGUGCAUGCUAGAGGAGGCCCUUCGGCAAAUGGAGCUGAAGCUAGAGGCAGUCAGAAUGGAGGCCCGGGCCGAGGGGAAAGCUGAAGCUGAGAUGGCUGCCGCGAAGGACGCGAAGAAAGCUGAUGUCGAGGCGGAGAAGGCAAAACUCGAGGCCGUGGCUGCAGUCGAGAGAGCUGCUGUUGAUGCCUUCGUCGCCGAGGGCUGGGAGGCUGCUGAGAGGGAAGAAUGGGUCUCCUCUGUGGUGUAGAAGAAGAUAGAUGCCUAGGUUGAAGGCCCUGGUAAGGAAUGGUUGGCCGAGAGAGGCGACUGCUACUACCAGGGGGUGAGUUCUUCACCCAGCAUCUAAUCUACCGGAGGCUUGCCAGGCACUUCGGGAUCUCCCUCGAGCAGUUUGACCCGUCGGUAUAUGGCCUACCCCCAUUGCAGCCGGACGUGAGAGUUCCCCUCCCCCCGGGCGAAGAGAGGUCAGUGAUCAAUGAUUCAAUGAUGAUGAGGGGAUCCGGCGAUGGUGACGCUGAUGAUGCCGUC
This is a messenger RNA of Cuscuta europaea, 1549 nucleotides long. The record is from the annotation of a GenBank genome assembly. NCBI's taxonomy places the organism in Eukaryota, Viridiplantae, Streptophyta, Magnoliopsida, Solanales, Convolvulaceae.